GUACAUUUAAUUUUCUGGCGAAAUUUGAAGACGUUUGCCGCAUCGAUAUUGCACCGGAAUACAAGCGACACCGUUUUAGACCAGAUUUAGGGCCCAUACUUCAAAACGGAGCUAGAUUUUAACUAAGGAUUGUCUGUUGUCCCCGUCCGAUACAGGCCUAGCUGUAGCGAGCUAGCGGCUGUCGAAGCGGGCAAUCCUCCUCAAGACGCGCGCGCCGUUGUUGAUAGCAUGGAUCCGGACAGUGGGGCGGACACACAGCGAACUCUCAGUCUGCAAUGGAAGAGCUAUAAGCUAGUACAAGACCCUGCUAUCCGACGGGUUGCUCAGAAAAUUUACAGAUAUGAUGGGGUUCACUUUAGUGUACCGGAUUCAGGAUUCCCACCUGUGGGGGACUUGCGUGAUCCAAGACCCCGCAGAAUCUGGUCUAGACACACAGAGCUGUCACUGCCAGUGCCCAAAUUCAAGUUGGACGAGUAUUAUGUAGGUCCUAUACCACUUAAGGAAGUGACUUUUGCGAGGUUGAAUGAUAACAUCAAAGAGCCUUUCCUGGCAGAGAUGUGCGCCAAGUUUGGUGAGGUUGAGGAAAUGGAGAUUCUGUUUCAUCCCAAGACACGGAAGCACUUGGGCUUGGCCCGUGUCCUUUUCACCAGCACUAGAGGGGCCAAAGACACUGUCAAACACCUGCACAAUACUUCUGUCAUGGGAAACAUUGUCCAUGUCCAGCUAGAUAUCAAAGGCCAACAGAGGAUGAAGUACUAUGAAUUGAUAGUGAGUGGCUCAUACACCCCUCAGACAGUGCCAACUGGAGGCAAAGCUCUCACUGAAAAAUUCCAGCCCCCAGCCCCGACUCAGCCAGAUACAUCGUCUGAUAUCCGGCGGAGGCUCUCCACAGACCAGAUGGCAGCUCCCGCUGCACCUCUGAACUCUGGCAGCAGCACCACCCCAUGUUCUGUGGACACUGGAUUUGGAGACCAGCGCCUAGACACCCCUCCAUCCUCUCUGGGAGGACCCUAUACGCCAGGUUCCUCUGCUUCUUCACAGGGCGGCGGAACCCCUUGCACUCCUCGCUCUGGAACCCCUUUCUCCCAGGACUCGGGAUACUCUGUGGGCAGGCAUGGUGGCUAUAGCAGCACUCAAAGUUAUUCCCAGCAGGAUAUGCUUCCAUCUUCCUCCUGCUCCUCUUCAGCAGUCUCCUCAUCAUCAGGAUUCAAGCCCCCUCGUUUUCAUGAUGACUUACAUGCUCCACCUCCGCAAGAACCCUCCGUGUUCCACAGGGGGCGGCUGGGAUAUCCUCCAACAACGCCCUUUAGACCUAGCGAGCCUCCCUAUCCGUAUCCCAGUGUUGGAGGUUCAGGAAUGCACAUGCCGCUGCAUCCACCCAUGCCACCUCCAGGGUCUCAGUUUGAGCCACCUCCGCUGUCCGACAGAGAGAGAGACCGAGAUAGAGAAAGGGGACACAGGGAUAGGGAUCGCGAGAGAGACUCAGGAGGGCGCUAUGAAGGAGGGAUAAGCUCCCGACGUUCCUCUUACCACUUCCAACAGGAUACAAACUCCUCAUCCACCUCCAAAUCCUACCAUUCACAUCACUCACAUCAUGCUGAUCGGCGGGAGGACAGGGACGGCAGGGGCUACCGGCGCGACAGCUCAGGCUCCCGCUCGGGAGAUCAUGGAAGGCAUAGGAACCACCAUCACUCCCACAACCACCACAGCAGCAGUGGAGGUGGAUCGAGCCGGCGGAGGAGCAGCAGAGAUCGGGAAUGGGAGCGAGACAAAGAAGGAGAAUUUAACAGCUCUGAUCCACGUUGCGGAGGCCACUCAAACUCCAGCCACCACUCAUCCAACAGCCUCUCCCCUCCCUCUGCCACCUCUUAUGGAGGAUACUCGUCAUCUAAAGACCUGUCCCCCUACGACACACCUUCUUCCUCCCGGCUAGAGCCCUCGCCAGCUUUCCUACCACAGCAGAGUACAGGCGAGAGGAGUUUUGGGAUUGGAGGAAGCAUGGACAAUGACUACCGUGCUCAUUCUCAGCACACGCCCCUGGCGCCACCGCCCCCACCUCCUCCCCUCCCGCCGGCCUCCGUCAUCGCAGCCGCUGUGGCUGAAACGCUCAGCUCUCUUGAUUUUGGUCAGGACAGUCCCAUCCGAGAAGAACAGUGGACCAAACCCAAACGCUAUCCCAGCACCCCGCCCCAUCCACCUCGGACACCUCCAACCUCCUCGCCACCUCACGCCUCAAUCCCGUCAUCCUCCACCUCCCCAUCCUCCACCUCCCUGCCUCACCACCUCCCCUCUUCGACAGCAUCCCUCUCUCCACCGCCUCCACAGCGUGACUCCUCCCCGGAGCCAGACUCCACCAAUGAGAGCCUGCCAUUCAUGCAUCACAGUAGCAGCUUGGACUCGCGUAUUGAGAUGUUGCUGAAGGAACAAAAAGCCAAGUUUUCCUUCCUUGCCUCAGAUGAUGAUGAUGAGAAGGAGGAGGACAGAGAGAGAGAAAAAACAGGUGAGAAUGCAGACAAUGGGGGAAACAAACUCAGAGAGGAGAACCGUGAAAGGCCUAGUCACAAGAGACCAGGAGAGACAGAGGGAAGCCAACAGAGGAGAAGAGGAGAGAAAGAUGGACGCCGCAGCAGGGGUAAAAGGCAAGGUGGUGGAGUGGGUGAAGGCAGGAAAACACCUCCAGAGGUGGCCUCUUCCACUGCCACUAUUAACAGUUUAGUGUCAGAGUCUCUUCAGGGCCAAAUGCCGCCGCCUCAGGAGGAGCACACAACCUCUGACUCACACAGGGCUCCACACACACCACCCACCUACAAUGGAGAGGCACAGCCUUCUCCUCACUCCUCUGGGGAAGAUAUGGAAAUAUCCGAUGAAGAUGACAGUGCCAUCACCACAGCAACCCCCCAUCCCAUUGCCUCGUCGUCCUCUUCACCGGCCACCUCCACGCAAUCUGCCCUCCCCUCCCAAACCCCAGACCCCUCUGCGAGUCCUGCCCCGGACACCAGCCAGCACUUCAGUGCCACCAUGCCACCUCCGCCCAUCCCAUCUUACCCUCCCCACCUCCCUCCACCACCUCUUCCCGGCUUCUCCCUGCAGCCUCCGCCACCCCCUGGCAUACCACCUCCGCUUCCUCACAUGGAGCUGCACCCAGAGUACCCUCCUCCACUGCCGCAUCACAUGUACGACUAUGCCAGCUCCAUGGAGCUCAUGAGCCAGUACUGCGGAGGAGCACCCAUGUCAUUCCAGAUGCAGACACACAUGCUCAGUCGUCUCCACCAGAUGCGAUUGGCCUCCUCCAACAGCUCUACGGCACCCCCUGGGGAAGUCCCACCCACCUCUGAAUAUCCCCUGUCAUUUCACCUCCAUUCAAUACCCCCUCCGCAUGCACCUCCGCACCACCCACACCACCCAUACAUGGACCAAGACGGGAAUGUUGCCACCCACUAUGACCAAGACCACCGCUACAUACCCCCUCACUUACCAUACGCCUACCCAGACCCUCACGCUGCACAGCUUCCACACCAUCACGUCAUCCCACCUCCCCACAGCCCCUGGCCUCCUCACCUACUUCCCCAGCAGUUUCCUUCCCACUAUCCUCCACCUGGCUUCGGCACAGUGCCUGGCGUAGAUGGAGAGCUGUAUGGAGCGGCAGGUGACCAGAUGGCCAUAAUGGGCCACAACCCCUACGAGGCAGUAGUGCAGCAGGUGCUGGCAGCUUUGAUCGAGGAGAUGAAGAGCAUCAUGCAGAGGGACCUGAACCGCAAGAUAGUGGAGAAUGUCGCCUUUGGCACCUUCGACGAGUGGUGGGACCGCAAGGAACAGAAAGCUAAGCCAUUCCAGACAGCCAUGCGGGGAGUUGCAGUUGUGCGCGAGGAGGACAAGAAGGACGAGAAGACGAGCAACCGACCUCGGGAGCCACUCAUGUCUCUGGUAGACUGGGCCAAGAGUGGAGGCAUGGAGGGUUUCUCCCUGCGGGGGGCCUUGCGUUUGCCUUCUUUUAAGGUGAAGAGGAAGGAUCCUCAGGAACUUGUCGAGGGUGGUGAGCUGAAGCGAGCCAGGCCUUCCACUCCACCCGAUGAGGAAGAUGAGGACUCGUAUCAGGGGAAAUCUGCCGACACUGCUGCAGGAAGAACAGAGGAGAGGCGUGUAGCAGACAGAGGAGCAGCCAGGAGAAGGAGCAGAGCCAAGGCGCGCAAACCAUACGAUCUGGACAGCGAGGGAGAAGAAACAUCAGAUGGUUCCUCCUCUGAGAAGGAGGAGGAUGAAGACAGUGACAAAGUGGAUGAGUCAGAAGAUGAAGCCCUUAGCGCAGACAGUGAUGACGAAAGCAUUUCCUCCUCCUCUUCUGAGAGCUCAUCACCAUCAUCCUCAGCAUCGUCCUCUUCCUCCGAUGAGGAAGAUGAAGAAGACGGUGAACAGGCCGCUGAGAGUGAGUCAUUGGACACAAUGGAUGAGUCUACGAUGGACAGCGUGGCGGCUAUAGAUGCAGAAAAGGAUGGAAGGGACAAAGCAAGCAUUGACCAAUCAUCAGUGACUGCUGCAGAGGUCAAACAAGAAGAAGAGAAAAUGGUUACAGCUGUGCCUCCAUCUUCUCCGUAUCCCCGUCCUUCUUCACCCAUUCUCCUCCUUCCCCCACUCAAGAAACGGCGCAAAACUGUUUCUUUCUCAAUGGAAGAGAGCGAGGUCAAGCCCUCCAUUCUGUCAUCAUCUUCUCCCACUCCUGUCUCACAAGCCUCAGAUGUUCCUACUUCCGCUUCUCCCGGAAGCACGCCCACAGCAACUGCUCCAGCCGCCGCCUCCAAGCCCGUCCCGAUGCUCCUUCCGUUUGCUUCUCGUCCCAGCGAGAACGCCCUUACCUCCCCUGCUUCCCCUUCUGCCGUUCUUACUGUCCCUCCACCGGUGCGUUCCCUGCGGCCUGAUGAGCCCAAAAAGGGUCCAGGUCUCCCUCCAUCCCCACAAACUCCCACUGCCAAAAACUCCUCCAAACGUGGCAAAGACUCUCCCAGAACACCCCCGGCGCCCGUCUGCCUCACUGUCCAGAACCUUCCGCUGGACCAUGCCUCCUUGGUCAAAGUGGCCUACGAGGACCCCGUCCCCAUUUCAACUACGCAGAAGGGUCGUGCACGUGGUCGCGCUCGGACACUCAGCCAGUCGGCUUCCGCCCCUCAUCUGCAUCCCGCUCUGGAGGAAGAGGAGGAGGAUGAAGAGGAGCUGGAGCAGCGGCUGAAACUCAGGGAGCAGCUGGGAGUGUCCAGCCUACUGCAGCUGGCCUCUGCCCCCAAGCCUGACCUGUCAGUUCUGGCUGAUGUGGCGCUGAAAAUGGACCCAGAGGCAGAUAUUGACUCUGAAGAAACGGAGACCUCCGAUGAGGCAGAGGAGCACAAACUUGAGGAAGAAGAGGGAGACUUCUUCGCCCCGCACCCACGCCAACCACUCCCGGAUCCAGAGGGUCUGUUUGUCCUGCAGGAGCACAACUAUUCUAAAACUCCUGCUCCUCUGCACCUCACAUCUCCACAAAAGAAGACGAAACAGGACCCCACAGUCCUGCUCCCUGCCGACCUCAAUCAGCACGGUGUUCAGGAAGCCCCUGAAGAGGUCAUCGGAGAAGCGCUAGCCGCAAGAGGAGAGGCUCCAGAGCUAUACGGGGACCUUUCUGGGAUGGGCCUGCUGUGUGACUCCAGGGACACGGCUGAGACGCAGACCAAGACACUCGGCCCACCACACAAGAGGAGAGGAUCGAUUAGCAAAGAGAUGGAGAUGGAAGAGAGGGGGAAAGGGAAGAGCAAGAAGAGAAGUAGGAAGGACAAAGAAAAUGAGGAACUGCAAAUCUCUAAGAAGCAGAAGGAGAAACCGAUCAAGAAACAGAGGAAAAGGAAGUUAGAGGAAUAUGAAGAAGAUGUGGAUGUGGAACAGUUGGAGUCUGGUGAGCUUUCCAGCUCCAGCUCUGACUCGGGAGACUCUGACUUCGGUCUGGAGAGAUCGCUAGAGUUUGAAAAGGAAGAGGUUAGAAAGAGCGAACGACUUUUCCUGCAGGAAGCUGGCUUGACCCCCUCGACUCAGCGACGGCCCAAACACAUGCCCACACCAGCUCCCGUACCACAGCCCUCUUACAAGAACCGUAGUGAGUUUGAGCAGAUGACCAUCCUGUAUGACAUCUGGAACACUGGCCUGGACCAGGAAGAUAUGAGGCUCCUGAAGAGCACUUACGAGAAACUGUUGCAAGAUGAUCAUGGCACCGACUGGCUCAACGACACACACUGGGUCCUUCAUACCAUGACCAACAUCCCUAACCCCCGGCGGAAGAAAAAGACAGCAGAUAGGCAGCUAAGAGAGCAUGUCACGGGCUGUGCUCGUAGUGAAGGCUACUAUGCCAUCAGCCGCAAGGAGAAAGACGUCUACCUUGAGCUAGACCAGCCAGUGACUGUGCAGGAAGCUGGUGACUAUGAUACUGCAGGCUCGAAUCGUCUGCUCUCAGAAAGGCGUUCCGAGCAGCGGCGUCUCCUCAGUGCUAUUGGCACUCCAGCAGUGAUGGACUCAGACCUGUUGAAACUGAACCAGCUGAAGUUCCGUAAGAAGAAACUGAGGUUUGGCCGCAGCCGUAUCCAUGAAUGGGGCCUGUUUGCCAUGGAACCCAUCGCUGCAGAUGAGAUGGUCAUUGAAUAUGUGGGACAGAGUAUCAGACAGAUGGUUGCUGAUAAUCGGGAGAAGCGAUAUGCCCAAGAAGGCAUCGGGAGUAGCUACCUAUUCCGUGUCGAUCAUGACUCUAUCAUUGACGCCACCAAGUGUGGCAACUUGGCUCGGUUUAUUAACCACUGCUGCACGCCCAACUGCUACGCCAAAGUGAUCACCAUUGAGUCCCAGAAGAAGAUAGUCAUAUACUCCAAGCUACCCAUCGGUGUGAAUGAGGAGAUCACAUAUGAUUACAAGUUCCCCAUUGAAGAGAACAAAAUCCCAUGUCUGUGUGGCACGGAGAACUGCAGAGGAACCCUCAACUAAAAGUUCCCUAGACCUUCCCCUGAUACAUGACUUGCCAAUCAACUUUCCUGGCCCACAAGCUACUCUUCUCGGCGCACAACAAUGUAGAUAGUGUAUGAUGGGAGAACAUCAGACUCUUUGAAAAGCUUCUAUACAGGCACAGAUGUGUCCAGAUGUUUAAUCAGAUGUUUGGCCCAGGGGGAUUGGGAUCUCAGCACUGCCGCAACACCUCCAGUUCUACUUGUAAAGUUUUUUUUUUCUGCACUGGCUUUUAUCUAAUUUCGUUCCUCUUGUUGCAGCUGUGUUGGAUGGUGUUGUUUUGCCAAGGUCUAUGCCAGGGGUGGCGAACUCCGGUCCUGGAGAGCAGCAGUCCUGCAGGGUACAGC
This is a messenger RNA of Sinocyclocheilus grahami, 7355 nucleotides long. RefSeq names its product histone-lysine N-methyltransferase SETD1A-like. Gene Ontology annotation, cellular component: Set1C/COMPASS complex. Gene Ontology annotation, molecular function: protein binding; RNA binding; histone H3K4 methyltransferase activity. The transcript is spliced from 21 exons. The record is from RefSeq and is a predicted model, not a curated record. NCBI's taxonomy places the organism in Eukaryota, Metazoa, Chordata, Actinopteri, Cypriniformes, Cyprinidae. The coding region runs from base 229 to 6990 and encodes 2253 amino acids.